UCGUGGGUCACGCGCGCGCCGCCGCCGCGGUGUGAGGGCGUCCCGCCGGGGCCGGGCGCCCAUGGAGGGGUCCGGGGAGGAGGAGGCUGCGGCCGACGCGCCGCUGCAGCAGCUGGUGAAGCGGCAGCGCAAGGAGAAGCGGGAGCUGCAGGCAAAAAUUCAAGGCAUGAAAAAUGCUGUUCCCAAGAAUGAUAAGAAGAGACGAAAACAGCUGGCUGAAGAAGUUGCCAAACUAGAGGCAGAACUUGAACAGAAGCACAAGGAGGAAUUAAAGCAGUUGAAGGAAGCUUCACCUGAGCAGAAUAAGACAGAUUCUAUAGCUGAUGGGGUUGCAAAUUUAGAGCUUGAAGGAGUAGAGCAACAGAUUCAGCAUCCUCGAAUAUCAAAAGCACAGAAGAGGCGGGAAAAAAAAGCUGCCUUGGAGAAAGAAAGAGAAGAAAGGAUAGCUGAAGCUGAGAUAGAAAACUUAACGGGUGCUAGACAUCUUGAAAGUCAGAAACUUGCCUCCCUAUUGGCAGCAAGGCACUUGGAGAUUAAACAGAUCCCUUCGGAUGGCCAUUGCAUGUACAGAGCUAUUGAAGAUCAGCUCAAGGAUCGCCAGAAUUCCUGGACUGUUGCAACUCUGAGGAGCCAAACAGCAAAGUAUAUGCAAAGUCACUUUGAUGACUUCCUGCCAUUUCUUACAAACCCCAAUACUGGAGACAUGUAUAGCAGAGAGGAAUUUGAAAAAUACUGUGAUGAUAUAGCGAAUACAGCUGCAUGGGGUGGUCAGCUGGAACUAAGGGCUUUGUCGCACAUUUUGCAAACACCUAUUGAAGUAGUGCAAAUGGAUUCCCCUCCCAUUAUUGUUGGUGAAGAAUAUUCAGGCAAACCGAUAGUACUUGUGUAUAUGAGACAUGCCUAUGGAUUAGGAGAACAUUACAAUUCUGUACAAAUUCUAACAGAUGCUGCUACAGAAAAUGGCAGCUAGCAUACAAAAGUCAUAAAUCCACAUGGAUAACAGUUGCGUCUUGAUGCGUUGGGCUACAGACAGUUCCUAGACAGACCAGGAAGUAAAACUAAAUGGAAUGGAUUAAAAAUGAAAAAAAGACAUGCAAAGUUUGACUAUAAAUCAGAAAUUGCUCUUGAUUUAAAACAAAACCAAACCAAAACUGCACAACAGUAUUUUAAACUUGUUGGUAUUAAUCAUGUUUAGAUGAUCUUCUCUAAAAUGGCGGCUGUGUAGAUCAGAAGUUGUUGUUUGUUUUUUUUCAUAGAGCUUCAUGCCAUGCUGCACUGAAAACGGAGAGUAGUAAAUGUUUUCGUUAAUGUGCAUCUCUGCUGAAAAAUUAAGGUCACCUGAAGGCUCCUGUUACGUUAUUUCCAGCAGGUUUUUAUGAUCAUGGAAGAGUUAAGGCAUUUAAAAUAAUUUAUUUUAUUUUGAUUGAUGGAAUGUCCUCUACAGUGUUUCUUUAGUUCUAUCAGGAUCUCGCUUUAACACUGUAGGAGGGAUCCCCUUCUUUAUUUGGUCAGAGAAGAGCUGGAGGCAAGUCCAGUAGUAAAUGUCUUGUUUGGCUGAAGGAGUUGCACGAUCUUUUUAUUUUAAAGACCUUCAUCUAAGAUUUUUACCGAAGUUUGAGGACUUCACUUUUUUCUUUUUUUGCAGUUGACAAUAGGAACCAAAUGCUUGAUGCUGUUCUUAGUACUGAAUCUGUAGGAAGAGCAUUGUUGGUUUUGACCGUACAUCAUUACAUUGAUGCAAGUUGACUCUGCUAUUCAUCCUUUAUAGUCUUUCAUCUGUGCAUUUCUAUGAUACAGAAAUCUUAUAAACAGAAAGCUCUUCCAUGUCCUCACUUCAGGUUGUGAAACUCGUCUGAACUCAUCAUUUAUGGAUCUCCUGAUCUAAGCACUUCAUGAUCUAAAGUUUUAUAGUGCUUAAAACAGCUGGUUGCAUACAGGUGUAAAAAUAACCGCCUUGGGUUUUGUCAGUAACUUUAAAGGUGAUCUGCAGAAGAAUUAAGUUUAUUUUCAUUGCCCGUUAUGAUACACAGAGACUUGAAAGUUGGGGUUUUUUAAUCUGGCUUGACUUCUUACAUUAAAUGUAGAUUUUUUUUGUCUUUAAGUUACUGUAAAUGUGACUCCAAAAUUAGCAGCAUACUGAAACCAAAGUUGUAUUGCAAUUGUUUUUUUUAACACUAGAACUGAUUUAUUUAUUUUUUGUUUUUUAAAAGCCUUAGUCAAUAAUAUGACAAUUGUCUAUAUUUUAGUGCUGAUGAGUUGGUUGGAGAAAAGCGUUUCAUGUCAAGUUUAAA
Messenger RNA from Chroicocephalus ridibundus (black-headed gull), 2291 nucleotides. RefSeq names its product OTU deubiquitinase 6B (gene OTUD6B). The transcript is spliced from 7 exons. Gene Ontology annotation, biological process: protein deubiquitination. Gene Ontology annotation, molecular function: cysteine-type deubiquitinase activity. Lineage: Eukaryota; Metazoa; Chordata; Aves; Charadriiformes; Laridae. The coding region runs from base 62 to 970 and encodes 302 amino acids. The record is from RefSeq and is a predicted model, not a curated record.